AUGCAGCCAUUUCCAAUUCUGUUCUUUGCACUCUGUUCAUCGUUCGUUUUGUUUCAGGCGGAAACAAGACCAAACACAGGAAAGCGCGAACCGAUUGUGAAGAAAAACGAAUUGUUCGAAAAGUUUUAUCGGGCACAGAACAUAGUUCCUGAUAAUCAAUGGGAGGAUUUUCUCAGCGCUUUACGUCGCGAUUUGCCUCAUACAUUUCGUCUUGUCGGCUGCAAAAGGACAGCAGCUGAAUUGCUGCACAUCCUGAAGAAGGACUACUUUCCGUCGCUGCAAGACGUGUAUGUGGAUGAAGAAAAUGUGCAGCCACCUUCAGAAAUCUCAUGGUAUCCGAACGGAUUUGGACUUAAAAUGAAACUGUCUCGUCAGGUGAUUCGGAAACACGAGGGUCUGAAGCGCCUGCACCAGUUCCUGGUGUCCGAGACUGAACUAGUGAGCAGCGAUAAUUUUGGAUUGAUCGAUUGA
This is a messenger RNA of Soboliphyme baturini, 471 nucleotides long. The record is from the annotation of a GenBank genome assembly. NCBI's taxonomy places the organism in Eukaryota, Metazoa, Nematoda, Enoplea, Dioctophymatida, Soboliphymatidae.